Messenger RNA from Chenopodium quinoa (quinoa), 2336 nucleotides. RefSeq names its product lysine--tRNA ligase, cytoplasmic-like. Bases 154 to 2001 code for a protein of 615 amino acids. The record is from RefSeq and is a predicted model, not a curated record. The transcript is spliced from 17 exons. Gene Ontology annotation, molecular function: lysine-tRNA ligase activity; tRNA binding; ATP binding. Gene Ontology annotation, cellular component: cytoplasm; cytosol. Gene Ontology annotation, biological process: lysyl-tRNA aminoacylation. NCBI's taxonomy places the organism in Eukaryota, Viridiplantae, Streptophyta, Magnoliopsida, Caryophyllales, Amaranthaceae.
UAAAAUAACUCUACGAAGUGAAACAUUUGUAAAGCCCAAACCAAAACCCCUAACACCUUCCUUCUCUAUCUCACUGUAUUCACUCUCAGCGCCGCCCUUGUUCAACCACCGCACUCUUUCUCUCUCCUCUCUUCUUCUUCUCCGUCGUCAUUCAUGGCGUCUCCGGCCGACGACGCUGCCAAGUCCGUCGCUAAUUUGUCUAUGGAUUCUAACCCUAAUCCUGAACCCGAACUCAGCAAGAAUGCGUUAAAGAAGCAAAUGAAGAACAAGCAGAAAGAAGAAGAGCGUCGUCGUAAGGAGGAGGAGAAGGCUGCUAAGCAGGCUGCAAUGCCUAGCUCUCAAGGUCAGAAGGCUCAAUUAGCUGACGAUGAGGAUAUGGACCCUACUCAAUACUUUGAGAACAGGGUGAAAUCGCUGGAUGCACAGAAGGCGGCAGGAAUCAAUCCCUACCCACACAAGUUCUUUGUUACAUUGAGUAUCCCUGAAUAUAUUCAGAAGUAUGGUGUUUUGAACAAUGGGGACCAUCUUGAGGAUGUGCAAGUAUCAAUAGCUGGGAGAAUCAUGAGCAAGCGUGCAUCAUCUUCAAAGCUUUUCUUUUAUGAUUUGCAUGGCGAAGGUGUCAAAGUCCAAGUGAUGGCUGAUGCCAGGACUUCUGAGCUGGACGAAGCUGAAUUUUCAAAGUUCCACGCUUCUGUGAAACGUGGUGAUAUAGUUGGUGUAACUGGAUUCCCAGGGAAAACAAAGAGAGGGGAACUAAGUAUUUUCCCCAAGUCUUUUGUUGUUUUAUCUCAUUGCCUCCAUAUGAUGCCUAGACAGAAGCCUGGUGUUGCUGCUGCUUCAGAGAACGCCAAUAAAGGUGAAGUCUGGGUCCCAGGAAGUACAAGAAAUCCUGAGUUGUACAUCUUGAAGGAUCAGGAAACCCGUUAUCGUCAACGAUACCUGGAUUUGAUGUUAAAUACUGAGGUCAGAGAAAUUUUCAGGACCCGUUCAAAGAUUAUUCAAUAUAUCAGGAGGUUUCUUGACAAUCUUGGUUUCCUAGAGGUUGAAACACCAAUGAUGAACAUGAUUCCUGGUGGUGCGGCUGCUCGCCCAUUUGUGACAUAUCACAAUGACCUAAAUAUGAAGCUAUAUAUGCGUAUUGCGCCCGAACUGUAUCUGAAGGAGCUAGUUGUUGGUGGAUUAGACCGUGUCUAUGAAAUUGGGAAGCUGUUUAGAAAUGAGGGUAUCGACCUGACACAUAACCCUGAGUUCACCUCAUGCGAGUUUUACAUGGCAUUUGCAGAUUAUAAUGAUCUGAUGGAGAUGACUGAAAAGUUAUUGAGUGGGAUGGUGAAGGAAUUGACUGGUGGUUAUGUCAUUAAGUUUCAUGCAAAUGGGCUAGAUAAGGAGCCUAUUGAGAUUGAUUUCACUCCUCCAUACAGGAGGAUUGACAUGAUAGAGGAAUUAGAGAAAAUGGCAAAUCUGUCCAUACCCCAGGAUUUAGCUAGUGAAGAGACUACUCAAUAUUUGAUCAAUGCAUGUGCAAAGUAUGAUGUGAAAUGCCCACCUCCACAAACAACUACUCGUUUAUUGGAUAAAUUGGUGGGACACUUUUUGGAGGAAACUUGCGUAAAUCCAGCUUUUAUCAUUAAUCAUCCAGAGAUAAUGAGUCCGUUAGCUAAAUGGCACAGGUCAAAGCCUGGGUUGACUGAGCGUUUUGAAUUGUUUGUGAACAAGCAUGAGCUUUGCAACGCGUACACUGAACUAAAUGAUCCUAUUGUACAACGCCAGCGAUUUGCUGAACAACUGAAGGAUCGACAAUCUGGUGAUGAUGAAGCAAUGGCGUUGGACGAGACAUUUUGUACAGCUCUUGAGUAUGGGCUUCCCCCUACUGGUGGAUGGGGAAUGGGUAUUGAUCGACUUACAAUGAUGCUGACAGAUUCCCAAAAUAUAAAGGAAGUCUUGCUCUUCCCUGCUAUGAAGCCUCAGGAUGAGCCUACAACCACACCAGCUAAAGCCUAAAGCUGGAGCUGAAGAACACUUUUGUUGACACCACUGGCAAAUGUUAUGUGAUUAAUUUAGGUGGCUUGCUAAUUGAAUCGUAAAUCAUUUUCAAUACUACUCCAUUUUUGUUACUCUAGGAACGUGUGAUUCAGCUUUUUGUAACAGUGUCAGUAACAUCUGUUUAUUUUCUGCAUAUUAUUAGAUUUAUACUACGUCGGGCUGUUUCCUUCGUUUGUUUUUAUGUUUCAUAUACUAAAUUAGCUGAAUUAGUGCUUGAUUUUUGAUGUUAUACCUACACAUGAAGCCAUUAGAAUAACAAUUGUCCAAUCUCAUAGAUUGGAUAAAAUGUCUAA